Molecule: messenger RNA, 3342 nt
Organism: Poecilia reticulata (guppy)
Lineage: Eukaryota; Metazoa; Chordata; Actinopteri; Cyprinodontiformes; Poeciliidae
Product: cholinesterase
Biological process (GO): choline metabolic process; acetylcholine catabolic process
Cellular component (GO): plasma membrane
Molecular function (GO): acetylcholinesterase activity
Source: RefSeq, a predicted model, not a curated record
AUGGGUGGGACAGCGGGGUAGGCACUAGGCUAAGGGUGUAAACGUCUUCCUCAUCCCAUUAAGGCUGUGUCCCGACUCAGUCCACACAAAUACAUUUGACUGAUUGACAAGAAAUCCCAUGGCAGACUUUCAGCCUUUGCUUCUGCUGCUUCUCAUCCUAACUGCAUCAUUUGCCAAUGAAAAUGAACCUAUAAUCACCACCAAAUAUGGAAAAGUUCGAGGGAAUGUUUUAAAUGUGCUAGAUGGUCAAAUUCAAGCAUUUCGUGGAAUUCCGUAUGCAAAGACGCCUUCUGAAUAUCGAAGAUUCAGCCCUCCAGAGCCAAUGGAUAAAUGGAACGAUGUGAGAAAUACCCAAACUUUACCAAAUUCCUGCUACCAGUUGCGAGAUGACAUGUUUCCAGGGUUUGAAGGUUCGGAGAUGUGGAAUCCAAACACCCCUGUGAGUGAAGACUGCCUGUACUUGAAUAUUUGGGCCCCUCUGUUCAAGACACCCACACCCAGACCGGAAGAUCGUGUUCCUGUAUUAGUUUGGAUAUAUGGAGGUGCCUUUAUGUCAGGAACGUCCACCCUGGAUAUCUACCAAGGCCAUUUCUUGUGUAAAGCUCAGAACGUUGUUGUGGUAUCUAUAAAUUACAGACUGGGGCCACUUGGAUUUCUGGCUAUUCCUAACAACAAUAACAUUCGGGGAAAUCAAGGUCUACUGGAUCAGCGUUUGGCACUUCAAUGGGUGGUCGAUAACAUUGCUGCAUUUGGAGGUGAUCCUACUAAGAUAACAAUUUUUGGGGAGAGUGCUGGGGCAGCAUCUGUGGGGUUCCACCUGGUCUCUCCAGGCAGCCAGGGCCUCUUUCAAAGGGCUGUGAUGCAGAGCGGCACCCCUAAUGCAGCAUGGGCCAUAGCAACUAAAACUGAGAUAUAUGACAGAUCCUUAAAACUAGCAAAAUUACUAGGUUGCCCUGUGGAUCAUCCUUCUCGUCUGGAGAAUUGUUUGCUGAAUGCUGAUCCUAAAAAGAUGUUUCUCAAGCAACAUGAAAAUCUUAUACCGCCUUCAGUUUUGCCCUUUCCAUUUGUCCCACAUAUUGAUGGAGACUUCCUACCAUCUGACAUAGAAACGUUGCUAAACAGCUCUACUCUUCCCAAAAAAGAACUGUUGAUCGGCUUGAAUAAAGAUGAAGGAACCUUCUUUCUUUUUUAUGGAAUGCCUGGUUUCACUCGCGAGGGUGAAAGUUUCAUCACCAGGAAUAACUUUAUGGAUGGUUUACCACUAGUGAUAAACUCAAGUGAGAUUGUUAAAGAAGCCAUUAUUUCUCACUACACUGAUUUUCGAGAUGAAUUCAAUAUGAAGACCAACCGUGAUGAAAUGGCUAGGGUGGUUGGAGAUGUGAUGUUUAAUUGUCCUGUGGUGAACUUUGCUACUAGGUAUGCAGAACGUGGUAGUAAGACCUUUUUUUAUUUUUUUGACCAUGUGUCAUCCAAAAAUCCCUGGCCAAAAUGGGCUGGUGUUAUGCAUGGCUACGAGAUAGAGUUUGUCUUUGGCAUGCCUCUGAAUCCUGUCUUGAAGUACCAACAGGAUGAAGUUGCUUUGGCCAACAAGACUAUGCAGCACUAUGGUGACUUUGCACGGACUGGAAAUCCAAAGUUUAAAGGAGGUGAUUGGCCAUUGUUUAAAGCUAACACUCCAGUCUACGUAACUUUGAAUGAUGAUAGCAGAGGAGUACAGAAGAACUUUAAAGCUAAAGAGUGUCGUUUGUGGAACAAUUUGUUUCCUAAAUUACAGAACAUGUCAGAUCUCCUGACGCGUUGCAGUUCAAGUGGGAUUGUUCAAUACAAUUGGAUGUUCCUUCUUAUUUUGUUAGUUAUCAGUUUAACCCAUUAACUGAUCUCCUGCUCUCUGUUUAGUUCACAUGUUUAAUGUGUAACAGGUGGGUGCUUUUCUUAAAUAUGUUAAAUAUUAUCAGAACACUGACUGAAGGAUAUAGGUCGAUUCUUGGGGCCCUAUAGCCUGUUUUACUUAAGGGUACACUGAAAAACAUAGUUUGAAAAAAGGCCCUCUACAUUGUGUGUGUGUGCAAAAUAUAUAUUUUUUCACUAUUUGAAUAACUUGCUUCCUAUGCUGAUUAGGAAUAGUUUAAGUCGGUUAUCAUUAAAACAAGUUUAUGCUAUGUGCUCUUUACUGCUUUUUUAAAAUUUGUUAUGAACACACUAGAAGUCACCAGUUCUUGCUUGACCUUUUUACACCUUAUUAUUAAAUACCAAUGUGAAAAUGGGGAAAUAGCAACAGAAAAAGGUCCAGUAGCCUCUUUCUCUUGUUUAAAAGCUACAUUUGCAAGACCUAGUUCUAACCUUGUGGUUUGUUUGUUAUUGCUAUAGCAACUCCAUAGCAUCUGUCUGCCUAGAAGGCUAUCAAGUACAAAGUUCACUGAAGUGUGACAUCACAUGAGAACUUUUAUUAUUAAGCCAUCAAAAGCUUACAAAACUAUUACAUCGUCCUUUGGGCUUUCAGAUAUUGUAUCAAUGCAUAGUAACAGCUUCAUGUCAGUUUCUACUAUUCAAUCUUGAAGCAAACAGGCACAACUCUGGUCAUCUGGACUAAAGUCUAACAUGAAAACUGACUCAGUGUCCUCAAUGUUAGAUUCUGAAGAAUGUGCUGCCUUCUAUUAUUGUUAUUAUUUUAGGUGAUAUUGUCCAUUGAAAAAAAAUGUAACUGAUUGUCUACUAAUCAGUUUUAAUAUAUAGAUUAAAACUCCUUAUAAAAACAUCCAAGAGGGUGAAUGCAUUUUUCUCUGCACUGUACAUCAACAAUGACAUUCUCGAAGGUUGACAGUUCAGACUGAAUAUUCUCAGACAGCGGAGGGAUAUCAGUUCUGUUAUUGGUUGCAGAAGCCACCUUUAAGUACCUUUUGACUGAGUUUACAUUUGUGUUAUGCAGUUUUGGACCCAAUGAGUGAAAUUAUCCAAAAUGAUUUAUAUUUGUUUUUUCAGUUGAUUUGUGUUGACAUGAUUUUGGAAAACGUAAAUAUUAGACUUUGUUGGUGUUAAGUAUAUGAAAGAAAGAUUCACUCUGAAUUGCCAAGAAAGUUCUGUGUCAUAGAACAAUGAACUAUUGACUGUUUAAGAUCUAUGACAAUUAAAGCUGGAGAGAAAUUAUUUUUUUGAGGUAGUCCUUAUGUUUGUCUCCAUUGCGAUGCAAAAAAGUUAUCUGUUUGAGGCACCCUUGACUCUUUACUUCAACGGAUUUUUUUUCCCCAAUAUGUGAUAAAAAUUUUGAAUAAGCAGUAAGGAUUUAGAAACCACUGUUUGUUAUUUUUCUAUCCCGGAUUUAAAUAAAACGAAGCAGCAACUAGG